AUGCCACAUUAUCGCAACAGCUCCCUCCCUAUUGAAGUCUCUGAGUUUCUCCUGAACUGUUUUGUCAACUCUCCCAGCUGGCAGCUCUGGCUAUCCCUGCCCCUCAGCCUCCUCUUCCUCCUAGCCAUGGGAGCCAAUGUCACCCUUCUGAUUACCAUCUGUCUGGAGGCCUCGCUGCAUGAGCCCCUGUACUACCUGAUCAGCCUUCUCUCCCUGCUGGACAUCGUACUCUGCCUCACCGUCAUUCCCAAGGUCCUGGCCAUCUUCUGGUUUGACCUCAGGUCCAUCAGCUUCUCUGCCUGCUUCUUCCAGAUGUUCAUUAUGAAUAACUUCCUACCCAUGGAAUCAUGCACCUUUCUGGUCAUGGCCUAUGACCGCUAUAUGGCCAUCUGCAAGCCUCUGCAUUACCCAUCCAUAAUCACUGAUCAAUUUGUGGCAAAGGCUGUUGUCUUCAUCUUGGCUCGAAACACAUUUCUCACUGCACCCAUUCCCAUCUUCUCUGCCCGUCUCCACUACUGUGGAAAAAACAUAAUUGAGAACUGUAUCUGUGCCAACCUAUCUGUGUCUAAGCUCUCUUGUGAUAGUGUUGUCCUUAACCAAAUCUACCAGUUAAUUGUGGCCUGGACUCUUCUGGGCUCUGAUCUCAUCCUUAUCUUCCUUUCCUAUAUUUUCAUCUUCCAAGUUGUUCUUAGACUCAAAGCAAAAAGGGCAGCCACUAAAGCUCUAAGCACUUGUGGCUCGCAUUUUAUUCUCAUCCUGUUCUUCAGCACCAUCCUGCUGGUUUUUGUUUUUACUCAUAUGGCCAAGAAAAAGGUUUCCCCUGAUAUUCCUGUCUUACUUAAUGUCCUACACCAUGUAAUUCCUGCGGCUUUGAAUCCCAUUGUUUAUGGGGUGCGAACCCAGGAGAUUAAACAAGGAAUUUGGAAAUUGCUGAGAAAGGGGCGAUGA
This is a messenger RNA of Carlito syrichta (Philippine tarsier), 948 nucleotides long. RefSeq names its product olfactory receptor 56A3-like. The record is from RefSeq and is a predicted model, not a curated record. Gene Ontology annotation, cellular component: membrane. The transcript has a single exon. Bases 1 to 948 code for a protein of 315 amino acids. NCBI's taxonomy places the organism in Eukaryota, Metazoa, Chordata, Mammalia, Primates, Tarsiidae. Gene Ontology annotation, biological process: G protein-coupled receptor signaling pathway. Gene Ontology annotation, molecular function: G protein-coupled receptor activity; olfactory receptor activity.